UGAUCGUUUAGUUAUAAUUAUGUUGGGUUUGGCCAUUUGCACUAUUUUUAGUGUAAAAAAUAUUCUUGACAUAGAAAAUAUUUUUACGAAAAUGGCUGCAUUUAAAUUAAGUUCUAAAUUUAAAGAAUUGCGUAUCUUAUUAUGUCAAACAUCAGAAGCUAGUGCAGGUGCAAGACAGUUUAUCGAACAAAAUUAUGUCAGUUUAAAAAAAGUAAAUCCUACCCUACCAAUUUUAAUUCGAGAAUGUUCAGAUACGGAACCGAGGCUUUAUAUUCGUGCUGGAUGUGGCAAAGAAACGUGUAUUCCGCUAGCCAAUCUCAAUGCAGAUGACAUUGUUCAACACCUUAAACAACACACAGCUUCUUGAAUUUGUUACAUAGUCAUUAAUUAAAUAUGUAUUAUAAUUUAUUAAGUUUACAAAUAAAAUAGCUCCUUUAUAGCUAAUGAAUGUUAUCAAUAUUCUAA
Molecule: messenger RNA, 465 nt
Organism: Ceratosolen solmsi marchali
Lineage: Eukaryota; Metazoa; Arthropoda; Insecta; Hymenoptera; Agaonidae
Gene: ND-B8
Product: NADH dehydrogenase (ubiquinone) B8 subunit
Exons: 3
Coding region: 20-367 (115 amino acids)
Cellular component (GO): respiratory chain complex I
Source: RefSeq, a predicted model, not a curated record